Penicillium maclennaniae is the source of this 1506-nucleotide messenger RNA. RefSeq names its product putative carboxylesterase. NCBI's taxonomy places the organism in Eukaryota, Fungi, Ascomycota, Eurotiomycetes, Eurotiales, Aspergillaceae. The coding region runs from base 1 to 1506 and encodes 501 amino acids. The record is from RefSeq and is a predicted model, not a curated record. The transcript is spliced from 4 exons.
AUGUUUUUCUUCAGAUUCAUCCUCGCCUUUCUCGCCCUCACAGUUGGAACAACUGCCUACGAGGAUCCACUCGUCAACCUCACCUAUGGCUCAUUCCAAGGCUACUACGAUAAAACCUACAACCUCUCAUACUUUCGUAAGAUCCCAUUCGCCGCACCUCCCACUGGAAUUGAUCGCUCCCGCGCCCCUCAACCACCGCUCCAUAUAACAAAUAGCAUCUACGACACGAACCAGGACUUCGACAUGUGCCCACAACGCACAGUGAACGGAUCAGAAGACUGUCUUUACCUAGGCCUCUUCUCGAGGCCAUGGGAACAGUUGCAACAAGUUCGUCGACCUGUCCUAGUAGUAUUCUACGGCGGUGCUUUCAUCCAAGGCAGCGCAGCAUUCACCAUACCGCCAGCCUCCUAUCCCGUCCUCAACGCAAGCACUUUCAAUGAUUAUAUUGUCAUAUACCCGAACUACCGCGUCAACGCAUUCGACCAGCAAUACGUUCUCAAGUGGGUACAGAGUCACCUCCAUAAGUUCGGCGGCGAUCCACACAACGUGACGAUCUGGGGCCAGUCUGCCGGUGCAGGCUCCGUCGUCGCGCAGGUGCUGGCGAACGGCCGCAACAGAAAUCCAAAGCUCUUCUCGAAAGCACUCGCCAGCUCCCCUUUCAGGCGCAAAACUUAUGCGUAUGAUGCGCCUGAGGCUGAAGCAAUAUAUCAUCAGUUUGCUACUUUGACGGGAUGUGCUAGUGAUGGCCAUGAUCAUGAGACAUUGGCAUGCUUGAAGUCUGUUGAUGUGCAGUCGAUUCGUGCGGCGAGUCUUAUCAUCGAUGCAGAUAAUACUUGGACUACGAGCUCGUAUACUUGGGCACCUGUGAUUGAUGGGCAGUUUCUGGUUGAUACAUUGACGGAGGCAGUAGGUGGUGUGGGUGUUUUGAAUACUGAGUUCCUAUGGGACUUGACGGUAAUGGCCAAUGGAUAUAACUCCUCGGAUGCGAGUCUUCAUAAAUGGGUUACAGGUUUCUUACCCGGCUUGUCUGUGGAAGAGGUCAAGGAUGUCGAAGAGGUGUAUUAUCCUACCGACGGAUAUACUGAGAUCAUCACCGAGUAUAACACAACCUAUGUCCGAGCUGGACUCAUCUAUCGAGAUGUGGUCCUCGCCUGCCCAGCAUACUGGAUGGCGUCGGCAUCCAAGAGGAGAGGGUAUCUGGGAGAGUAUACCAUUUCGCCAGCCACUCAUGGAAGUGACACUAUCUAUUGGGAUCAAAUCAACUCCGUACAAGAGACGAAUUCGAUCGUCUACGAAGGCUAUGCUGGUGCUUUUGCCAGUUUCUUUCAAACGGGAGACCCGAAUGCGCACAAGCUAACCCAUGCUUCAGAGCCUGGGGUACCGGAACUUCGGAUAACAGGAGAGGAAUUCGUGAUUGUAGAUCAUGGGUUUGAGACUGUGAAGCUAGCUCAGCUGGAGAAGAGAUGUGAGUUCUGGAGGGGGCUAGGAAAGAAGAUCCCGGUUUGA